This is a messenger RNA of Nelumbo nucifera (sacred lotus), 997 nucleotides long. RefSeq names its product DCL-like protein. Lineage: Eukaryota; Viridiplantae; Streptophyta; Magnoliopsida; Proteales; Nelumbonaceae. The record is from RefSeq and is a predicted model, not a curated record. Gene Ontology annotation, biological process: chloroplast rRNA processing; chloroplast organization. Gene Ontology annotation, cellular component: chloroplast.
CCAUAGGAUGCGCACACUGUCGCUCCCCCAUUCCCUACUCUCAUUCAUGGCCGCCCCGCUACUCCUAAGAGGUAUCCCCCUCCUCUAUACCCGAUUCCAACAACGCAGUUCCGCCUCUGGUUUCUUUGCCGCUGUGGGCAGACCGUCUUAUUGUGCGGCGGCCGAGCCGUGUCAGCCACACAGUAAUGAGAUCCCCGGGAUAGAGCGCACAGCUGAUUGGAGUGCCAAAGAACCGCUACGGCACUCUCGGUUGGACGACCCCGGAUACAGGCGGUGGAAAGAUAGAGAGGCGGAGAUUCUUCGAGACAUCGAGCCCAUCACUUUUCUUACCAAGGAGAUUCUCCAUUCUAACAAGUAUAAAGAUGGAGAACGUCUAACAGAUGAAGAUGAAAAGGCUGUGGUAGAAAAGCUUCUUGCUUAUCAUCCACAUUCUGAAGAUAAAAUUGGAUGUGGCCUUGAUUCUAUUAUGGUUGAUCGGCAUCCUCAAUUUAGACACUCAAGGUGCUUGUUUGUGGUACGAACAGAUGGUGGGUGGAUAGACUUCUCCUAUCAAAAGUGUCUUAGAGAAUACAUUCGAAAUAAGUACCCAUCUCAUGCAGAGAGGUUCAUUCGAGAACAUUUUAAACGUGGAAGUGGCUAAUAGAUUUAUUUGUUACAAAGGUUAUGGUGGUGAUAUGUUUAACAGUUACGAGAAUCCUUCUGGUUUGGUUGAUAUGGUUUGACUGUCAGUUACUGAAGUUCAUCAGUCUUGUGGGUGGAGUAACCCUGCUAUUUAUCCAUGGCUCAGAUGCUACUUAAAUCUAUUGCCUAUGUAGCGUAGCCCUUGUACUGGAUGCUCUUGUUCAUUUAUUAACUGAGAAAAAAAAAACAUGAUAAAAAUUGUAGCUAGAAGAUCACUGGAUUAUCUUCUUGAUGAAUUUUAUCUUUCCCUAUUGCAGGGAAAUGAUUCAUACAUGCAAUUUCAUCUAUCCCAAGCAAUUUUCUUUUGUUGAUGCAA